AUGGCGUCCCUUACGCCACCUGUCUCCAUCCGCCAUGGAGUCAGGUGUGUGACGGCGAACGGGGUGAAUGUGGAGGAAGUGCUACUUGCAGUUGGACAGGAGAUCGGCUAUGAAAACAUUUCAUCUGCCUCGCGAAUGAACAAAGCGGUGGUUGUGUUUUUAAAAGAAGAGAACCAUGUGAAUCAUCUUAUAAGCAGCGGAAUAGUGGUAAGUGGAGACUUUGUUACUGUUUUGCCGCUGGUUGCUCCAACUAUUAAGGUGACUGUGUCAAACGUGCCGCCUUUCAUCCAGAGUAAUGAGAUAGAACGAGAGCUUUUGCGAUAUGCUCAAGCUGAUGAGGCCGUUGGUCCUGUGAAAGAUCCUGAGAACGUGCAGUCUGUAGAGGAGGAAGAGGAUGAGCCUCAGGGAGCUGAGGAAGCUAUUGUUGUACUCUACCCUGACGACUCGUCUCCGGAGGCUGUGGAGUUUCGGAGGAAAGUGAAGUCGUUGCUGCAUUUAGCUGCUCGAACGCUCGCUCACCUCGACAUCCCCUUCUGGCUCAGCAGCGGCACCUGUCUGGGCUGGUUCAGGCAGUGCAGUAUCAUCUCGUACAGUCGUGACGUCGAUAUCGGGAUUUUCAUUGUGGACUUCAGGUCGGACAUUGUCGCAGCGUUCAGGGACGCCGGCCUGUCACUCAAACACAAGUUUGGAAAGGUGGAGGACAGUCUAGAGCUUUCCUUUCUGAGUGACGACGUCAAACUGGAUGUUUUCUUCUUCUACGAGGACGGAGACGUCGUGUGGAACGGAGGAACGCAGGCGAAGAGCGGCAGGAAGUUCAAGUACGUCUUCCCUCGCUUCUCGCUCUGCUGGGCAGAGCUUCUGGAGCUGAAGGUGCGUGUUCCCUGCGAAACGCUUGACUACGUGAAGGCGAACUACGGCGCCAGCUGGAGCGUCCCCGUGAGGAGCUGGGACUGGAAGACGUCACCUAGCAACGUGCAGGAAAACGGGGUGUGGCCUCUUGCGGAGUGGGUGGAGCUUAUUCAAGUGUACUGAAGCAUGUGACCCGAAA
Micropterus salmoides (largemouth bass) is the source of this 1048-nucleotide messenger RNA. Its product is annotated as fukutin-like. The record is from RefSeq and is a predicted model, not a curated record. The coding region runs from base 1 to 1032 and encodes 343 amino acids. Gene Ontology annotation, cellular component: Golgi membrane. NCBI's taxonomy places the organism in Eukaryota, Metazoa, Chordata, Actinopteri, Centrarchiformes, Centrarchidae. The transcript has 6 exons.